Molecule: messenger RNA, 856 nt
Organism: Penaeus monodon (black tiger shrimp)
Lineage: Eukaryota; Metazoa; Arthropoda; Malacostraca; Decapoda; Penaeidae
Exons: 4
Coding region: 89-508 (139 amino acids)
Source: RefSeq, a predicted model, not a curated record
GCAAUCACUUCUCGUCCUAUCAGCCCCUGGAUAUAAAGCAAGCAACAGUGUGCAACUGCUUGACUCUCCUUUUGCAAUCGGUCCCAAGAUGAAGGCAACUGUGGGUCUUCUCUCUCUGGUGUUUUUUGUGCUCGCCAGCACCCAGGACCCGCAGGAGCCCUGGUGUAACUGCGCCGCCUUCGUGUCCUACGAGCAUUCGGAGAUCAAGGUGUACCAGGGGCCUUUGAUUAAUCUCAGCCACUGUGACUACACGGAGAGGUGCAAGGAGCUGUGCGUCGCGGAGCUUCGUAAUCUAACCAACAGCGGUGACCUGUUCUUCGAGGUGAACGGCCAAACGGUUGGUCAACAUAUCUGCACUAAUCUGGUUGAUAUUGGCUUUGUAGCUAUGCAGAACAAAUACGUAUACGGAUACUUCGAGGUGUGUGGUGGUGCCUGGCAAUACGCUGACGUGAUGACUCAGCAGAAACUUUGCUGUAGUAUGGGCCAGCACAAACACUGUACUGACUAAAAAAAAUACAUAUAUCCUAUUAAUAAUAAAUAUAAGAAAUGAGUCGAUUGUAAUACAAAACUUGGAUAUGAAUUGGUCGUAUGACUGUAAUGAUAAUAUGUCCGUAUCACUUGUAACAGUAAUGUCUAUGAUUUUACAAUACGUUCCCUUCAAUGGGGUGAUUAGACUACAGGAACUGCAUGUUUCACGCUAAUGGUGGCUGCAAUGGAAUCAUGGGUAAAUGCACUCGUAGAUAAUAAUUCCUAUAAUAUGUGAAUCAUUAGUCUUUUUGCAAGUUUUGUAUCUGCAGUCACUAUUAUAAGUUAUCAUUUUUUUAUAGAUCAAGUAUAUGAAUAAACUAUACUAUGU